Molecule: messenger RNA, 4476 nt
Organism: Sebastes umbrosus (honeycomb rockfish)
Lineage: Eukaryota; Metazoa; Chordata; Actinopteri; Perciformes; Sebastidae
Product: thrombospondin type-1 domain-containing protein 4-like
Exons: 18
Coding region: 220-3144 (974 amino acids)
Biological process (GO): extracellular matrix organization
Cellular component (GO): extracellular matrix
Molecular function (GO): metalloendopeptidase activity
Source: RefSeq, a predicted model, not a curated record
UCACAACUCUGGAUGCGGAUUUACUCACAUAAAUGACUUUGCACAAAGUCUCUGGAGGGACUUCCACCUGGAUUAAUGUUUCGACCAUGAGGAUACCUGCGCUUGGAAAUGAAACUGUGAACGCUGCAGUGUAGGAUCAACUAGUUAGAAAGUCCAGUGAAGUAGCAAAUACUUCACCAUCAGUAACCUACAGUGUCCAACUCUAAGAAGCCAGGAGCUAUGCAGGCAGCCUGCGUCUGGAUUGUCAGAGCUUCCGUCCUCUGCCUGUUGCUUUGGUCAGACCUCCUGGACUGCCAAUAUACUACAGACCACAGGAAGGUUACUCAGAGGGCAGAGCCUCAACAAGAGUUCAGGGCAGAGCAUGGAGAGAUUCAGGGCUCCUGGGGCGCCUGGGGGCCGUGGUCAUCCUGCUCCCGGACCUGUGGGAGAGGGGUACAAGAGCAGAGCAGGCCCUGCCUGCCUGUUUACACUCCAUCCCAAUACCCCUCCAGAAGAGCUGGUGUUCCCCCACAGCAACCAGGCCAUGUCAUUUCAGCCCUGCGGCCAACAGUUCCUCUGCACCGCAAUGCAGGCAGGUCCUCCAACAGCAGCAGUCGUGGAGAUCUGAGGGCGGAGAAGGAGACGCGUCCUGGUGGACGGAGGAGGGUCACCCACAUCACCCCGGGGCGGUAUGGCUACGGGAGAGCUCCUUAUGUUGCUCCAUUGCAGACGGACACAGGCCAGGGCUCUGGGACGGCUCACCCCCACAGACAGAGACGCUCUCCUGCGGCUGAUGCCCACCACCACCCAACCACUAGAGGCCACGGUGGCCACAGGUCAAACAACCUGGACAUUUCCAGCAACCUCCAUCGCUACAGCAGACCCUACAUGCAGCCCAGGGCACAGCAGCCCAAAAAUAACCAAGUCUGGGCCCCCCUAUACCAGCCUGGUUCAGCCAACCAGGAUCAUGUCCAGCAGGAGCCACAGUCGAGCAUCCAGACUUCUGGACCCCAGCGGCACCAAGAGAGACCCUACAACCCCCUGCCUAGUUCCUUCUGCACCGGGGAGCAUGCUCACUACAGUAUCUGCAACAGUAAUGCCUGUCCUCCAUCCAGCAGACACAUCAGGGCUGUUCAGUGUUCUUCAUACAACAACCAACCUUUCAUGGGCAGAUUGUACGAGUGGGAACCUUUCAAUGAAGUUCCUGGGGAUCAGCAUUGUGAACUCAAUUGCCGGGCCAUCGGGUUCAGGUUCUACGUGCAACAGUCAGAGAGGGUGAUCGAUGGGACACCAUGUGGGCAGAAUGAUACUUCUCUCUGCGUGGCGGGAAAGUGUUCGAGUCUAGGCUGCGAUGAGUAUCUGGGAUCGGGAAAAGUGAUGGACAAGUGCGGCGUGUGCGGAGGCGACAACACAUCCUGCAGGCUGGUCUCUGGACUGUUCAAACACAGUUUAACCAAGAUUGGCUACCACAAGAUAGUGGAGAUCCCAGAGGGAGCCACCAAGAUCAACGUCACAGAAAUGGUGAAGAGCAGAAACUACCUAGCUCUCCGAAGCCGAUCGGGGCGAUCCAUCAUUAAUGGAAACUGGGCUAUUGACCGACCAGGGAAGUACGAAGGAGGGGGGACCAUGUUCACCUACCGUCGACCCAACGAAAUCAGAAGCACGGCUGGGGAGUCUUUUCUCGCUGAAGGGCCCACCAAUGAGAUCCUGGACGUUUAUAUGAUCUUCCAGCAGCCAAACCCUGGUGUUCACUAUGAGUACGUUGUCCCCUCUGAGAAUCCAGUCGGCCCUCAGCAACCAAACCCCAGACAAGAAGGGAACGCUGUGAAUGGACAGGGUGGUUACGACCAUAACAGCAACACUCGCCAAGAAAACUUCCAUACAGCAGGUGGGGGGUGGGACCCUACUCGUCUCCCCGACAACCAGGUUCCCGUCGUACAGCCACCCAGACGUGAGAGAGAGUACAACUGGAAACUGUCCGGUUCUACGGAGUGUAGCGCCUCCUGUGGUAAAGGAUUCAGACACUCCGUCUUUCACUGCGUCUCCCGGCUGAACCAAGGUCAGGUAUCAGACGCUUUGUGCGACAGCAGCAGCAGACCAACUCCGCAGGAAGAGGCCUGCAACCUGCAGCCCUGCCCAGCGUUCUGGGAUAUUGGAGAGUGGUCAGAAUGCAGUAAGAGCUGCGGUUUGGGCAUGCAACACCGACAGGUCCUGUGUCGCCAGAUUUACGCCAACCGCACGCUCAACGUCCACACGAGCCGCUGUCGACACUUAGAGCGGCCCGAGAUCGCCAGUACCUGCCAGAUGAAGAUCUGCAGUGAGUGGCAGAUACGCUCCGAGUGGACCGCUUGUUCGGUGCCGUGUGGGCUGGGUCAGAGGUCAAGAGAGGUCCGCUGUGUCAGCAACGUGGGCGACUUUGUUCCCGACGAGGAGUGCAACAUGAAUCUGCGGCCCAUCGACGUAGAGAACUGUGACAUGGGAUCCUGUGCCAAGAGCUGGUUCUACACCGAGUGGGGCAACAGGUGCUCAGCUGAAUGUGGGAUGGGCGUACGAACCCGUGGAGUCCUCUGCCUGACCAACCACAUCAGCGGCCUUCCUCUGGAGGGGUGCGGCAACGAGCGGCCGGCGGACUCUCAGGUCUGCAACAACGGCCUCUGUGAGAAUCGCAUCGAGUGGUUCACAGGCCCCUGGAGCCAGUGCUCUGCAGAGUGUGGCGCAGGCAGCCAGCAGAGGUCAGUGGUGUGUCUGAUAAAGUCAGACGAAGGAUUCACCGUCUCGCCACCGUAUGAGUGCUCCUCCCUGGAUCGGCCCCUCGGCCAGCAGAGCUGCAACCUCAAGGCUUGUGGAGCAAAGUGGUACCACACUGACUGGAGUGCUUGCUCAAAAACAUGUGAGGGAGGUUUCCGUGUGCGGGAGGUGCGCUGCCUGUCUGAUGACAUGAUGUCCAGCGAGGGCUGCGAUGAGCAGCUGAGACCAGCGACGAGGGAGGACUGCAACCCGCAGCCCUGCAUACCUAUCAUAGAUGAGAACUGCAGAGAUAAAUACUUUAACUGCAACGUGGUGGUCCAGGCUCGCCUUUGCGUGUACGAUUACUACAAGACGACGUGCUGUGCUGCGUGUUCACGAGUGGCCCACAGACAGUCGAUUCAUCUGGGCCGCAGCUAGCACUCUCUACCAGGGUCCCUCAGCUCCAUGUUGGGCCAGACUCGAUACCCGCUGCCGGUUCCUGUGCCAGCCAGGGGAGUGGACCAGCUGCACCUUGGCUUAAACGGACACUUGUUUUGACUGCCAAGGAUUGAAACUGAAGAAGGAACAUUUCUGUUGGUUCAUUUGGAGACAGCCGUUGGGAGAAAGGAAUACCUAAGAAUAGUGGAGGACAGGAAUCCACUCACUGGAUAAACAGAGCCCUGGAGGGGCGACAGAGAUCAGUAGCAAACCGACGAACCUACAAAACACUUUAUGGAUUUUAACCACCAAGUUUGACAUGAAGAAUCCAUCUGUUUUUGUUUCAAGGCCAGCAGUUUGCAGCUGUCUUUUUACCAAUAACGGCUGUUGCGGAUUACAUGAUAUGAAGAGGAGAGCACCUGUAAACUGUUUAAGGUGGACUAUAUAUAGAAAGUAUAUGUUCUAGUAGGGUUCUUACACUUCAAUGGUCAGAUUUAUGGCAUGAUGUCAUAUGAAGUCAAUGCAGUCUCACCUAUAAUCAACUAUUUAACAUCUACUUUGUUGACCAAAGAUAUGUAACCUCAUCAAACUGAAGACAAAUUUACAGUUUUUUCUUAAGAAACAAAUACUGAACAUCAAACCCUCCAUGGUGCUGAGGGUGUAUCCUUCAUGCAGCAUUGAUUCACAAGAAAAACGCCUUGAAUGACGUCUUUGUGGCUCAGAUGAGGCUUUUCUGAUAGCUUAAGAAAUGGCAAACCACCUUUCUUCCUACCUGCACAGCCACAAGGUGUAAAUGCAGCCUGUGUAAUGUGUAUGUAUAUAUGUAUGUAUGACAGAAUGAAUGAUAAAGGUCUUUUUUAAGUGUUCUCAGACAGUCCUCCCAGCAACUGAAGAGAAAAAGGCCUUGAGUGGCUCCCCAGGGAUGUCACUGGUUAAUCGGCCACCAUGGCCCCUCGGCUGUGGGGAUGAAACCUUAGCUGCCUCUCCACCAAUCACAGCCUCUGAACUGAAUGUAGGCAUUCCACGGCCUGCUGGAUGGUAGAAGCGUAUUUUUGGAGAUUCCACAAUUGUACAAUUCCUGAGAAAUCACCAAUCAUAAAUACAUUGAAUUAGACAUGAAAUAUUAAUAUUUGAUUGUAAAGAUAAAUCAUGACAGUAUUUUACAACUAUUGAUCUGGUAUGGCAAAUAUGAGGUUUACAUUAAUAGUGAAUCCUCGCCCCUUUUUUCAGUUUCAUACCCAACCUGCACACAGUACCUCUCAAGUGUUCAACUGUUUUUGUAUUAUGUUAUCAUUUCCCUCCAUGCACUAUAAACUUACCUCUGAUCCAUAA